Molecule: messenger RNA, 723 nt
Organism: Paramecium pentaurelia
Lineage: Eukaryota; Ciliophora; Oligohymenophorea; Peniculida; Parameciidae
Source: the annotation of a GenBank genome assembly
AUGCUAAUAUCAAAUACAACUCAAUCUAAAUCUCGGAAUUCUGUAACUCAUACUAUUCUUACUGGAUCUAAUUCAAUUAUCUAUUCUCUUCAUAAAUACAAAAGAAGCAGUCUAAAAAAUAAAAAUUGUAAUAAAAAUGAAGAUGAUUUUGUAUAAACAAAAUUAACUUAGUUAAGAAGAAAGAGUUGCUGUUGUAAUGAAUGUGGCUAAUUAAGUAAUUUUCAAUUUAAAUAAUUAAAUAACAAUGCAUCAAUUAGAUAAAACAAUAUUUAUAUGAAUACUACCUCUAUUUGCUAAUCGGUGAAAUUAAUGUAAUUUUCAAUUAUAUAUUUUUAAAGUAACUCAUCUCAUAGAUAAUCUGUAUUAUUUUAAAGACAUCAUUCAAGAAUGAAUACCUAUGGAGAAACUCAGCUCUCCCAAGUUUAUAAUUUGUCUCCAACAAGGCUGAGUCCUAUAAAACCUAAAUAGGAUUCUUAAAACAAAUUAAGAUACUAUCUCUAAAAUAAGACAAUAUAACAAACUAAGAGAAAUAGAUAGUUUUAACUUAAUUUAAUUACUGUUCAUUAAUGUCAUAAAGAUUAAGAAUAAUAAUUAAUAAAUAAAGUAGUUGUUAAAAGUCCUCUUACAUAAAGGAAAUCUAAACCUGAUGUAAGACCAUACUUAAGUCAUUUAAAAUUAAAACCAAUUUGCACUAAAAAUUAAGUUACUCACUUUGAAAUCUGA